Molecule: messenger RNA, 1125 nt
Organism: Peronospora belbahrii
Lineage: Eukaryota; Oomycota; Peronosporomycetes; Peronosporales; Peronosporaceae
Source: the annotation of a GenBank genome assembly
AUGGAUGCAACGAAUAAGGAAGCGACCGCUUUCGCGCCUAUACAAACUCAAGAGCUGUUGGAGAAAGAAGAAGGCAAUGAGCACUACAAACGUGGUGACUAUGUGGCAGCAAUUGAGAGCUACACGCGAUGUUUAAGCCAUAAUCGCAAUGAUGCAGUGGUCUUGUCGAAUCGUGCCAUGGCGUACAUAAAGAAUCAAGAGUUUGGGAAUGCAGAAGACGACUGCACAUUAGCAUUGAAGAUAGAUCCAACACAUAUUAAGUCGUAUACACGCCGAGGCACAGCGCGUAACUUCAUGGGAAAGCAUCGACUUGCGCUGCUUGAUUUUGAUCGUGCUGCCACGUUGAAUCCAAAUAGCCGUCAAAUUCAAUCACAGUUGCAAUCGACUCGAGAGCUUAUUCGGGCAGCAAUUAAGGGCUCUCCAAAACGCUUGGACUUUUUGACUGAAAUUGUGGGAAAACGAUCACAUGUUGAUCGUAAGAGUCAGCAGGAUUGUGUUGCUAGUGAGAAUAUGAAAGAUCUUGGGUCACAGCAGCUAGCAGAACUUUCUCCUGGCACGGAACAGCAGUUACUAUCAAGACACGAAUCUGCUUACUUAUCGCUACCUCAGGAGGCAACGCCGUUGCAUAAAACACGCGCAAAGGGAACGACAAAGAGCUUAACUGCUUUGCCCAAGCUUCCGAAGAAACCACCAGCCACAUCUUACGAGUUUAGCCGCGUAUGGAAGACGCUUGCCUUGCGUGGAGAUACUGAGCGAAACAAUCGAUUGCUUAAGCUGCGUGCUGACUAUUUGCUCAUGAUCGACCCUCUAUCGCUUUGCAGUAUCUUCAAGACUUCGAUAGAGUCUGACGUGUUACAUGAAAUCUUUCAUGUCCUCCGGUAUGCCGUGCUCGACGUGUCGGAGACUAACUCAUUACUAUCGACUGACACUGCCACAUUUGUGCUUGCGUUUAUUGUUGAGCUGGCGAAAGUGCCGCGCUUUAACAUGACAGUUAUGCUUUUGUCAGAGAGUGAGAAAGAAGAUGUGGCAUGGGUAGUGAAGUACUUGGAAGCGCAUGUAAAGGAGUGCAGCGCAAUUGAAGAACAUCAUGUUGGUAAUCUGAACAAGAUGUAUGAGUUACUAUGA